GCAAUGGGCGACGGCAGGAAAAGGCUGAGAACAGAGUUCGUGAAAAGAGCGGGGCUGAAGAAAGAGUCGAAGUUAUGGCAGGAAGAAGCAAACAGUCACUUGAAAGCAGGCAAUCUUCCAAAGAGUUUAUACUGCUUUGAUAAGGCUCUGGAGCUCAAUCCGGCGGAAAAGAAUUCCCUAGUUGCCAGAAGCAAGUGCUAUAUCUUAUUAGGCCAACCGGAAAAUGCGUUAAAAGACGCCGAGACUGCUCUUCACGUAGAUAAAACUUUCAUAAAGGCAAUUUAUCAGAAAGCAGAAGCGUUGUACUAUUUGGGCGACUUUGAGCACAGUUUGAUGUUUUAUCACAGAGGAUUGCACAUUCGGCCCGACCAUCAAGGGUUCAAGCUCGGCGUGCAGAAGAGCCAGAAAGCCAUUGAAAAUGCCAUCGGCGCCUUUAUGCUAAAGGGCUCUUCUUCCAAAGGAACCAGUUCCAAACAUUCGAGCAAUCGAGUCAGCCCGACUUCAUUUUCAGGCCAGAGCCGAUCCAGAAGCUCCAAACCAAGCAGGCUCUUAAGGGAGUUGGCUGCCGAUAAGGAUUAUCUGGACGAUUUGAUCAACAAUCCGGAUAUUAAGUGCAAGUUUAAGGAAAGCGACGACACUAUUGAGAAAUGCGUCAAGGAAACUGUGGAUUAUUUGAAUGCAAGGCAGGAGUUUUGGAGGCAGCAGCUUCCGAAGCACUUGAAGUAGCUUGGAGGAUUGAGAAUUAUUGCAGAUAAAGCGUGCGAUGAAAGAUGAGUGCUAGCGCAAAUCAAGAAAAAAUAGCUCAAUUAAUUAUUUUGUUGCAGGCAUAAUAAAUCGACUAAAGUA
Molecule: messenger RNA, 846 nt
Organism: Dendroctonus ponderosae (mountain pine beetle)
Lineage: Eukaryota; Metazoa; Arthropoda; Insecta; Coleoptera; Curculionidae
Product: outer dynein arm-docking complex subunit 4
Exons: 2
Coding region: 4-726 (240 amino acids)
Cellular component (GO): cytoplasm
Molecular function (GO): protein binding
Source: RefSeq, a predicted model, not a curated record